Nicotiana tabacum (common tobacco) is the source of this 1339-nucleotide messenger RNA. Its product is annotated as 2-dehydro-3-deoxyphosphooctonate aldolase 1. The record is from RefSeq and is a predicted model, not a curated record. Gene Ontology annotation, cellular component: cytoplasm. Lineage: Eukaryota; Viridiplantae; Streptophyta; Magnoliopsida; Solanales; Solanaceae. Gene Ontology annotation, molecular function: 3-deoxy-8-phosphooctulonate synthase activity. Gene Ontology annotation, biological process: biosynthetic process.
CUUCUAGCAAGCUGGAUCUGGCAAUUCUGACUAACUACUUGCUUUCACAUUCGGAAAUCACUCCGGCGAACUCUUGCUUCAAACUGCUUACUUUCCGAAAUUUGCAGCAAAAAUGGAUUCCUCAACCCUGCUCUUCAACCAGCUCAAGACAGCAGAGCCAUUUUUCUUACUAGCAGGUCCCAAUGUGAUUGAAUCAGAGGAUCACAUUCUUUACAUGGCCAAGCACUUGAAGGAUACCACUUCUAAACUUGGAUUGAAGUUUGUGUUCAAGUCGAGCUUCGACAAGGCUAAUCGCACUUCCUCUAAAUCAUUUCGCGGUCCUGGCUUGGCCGAAGGCUUGAAGAUCCUUGAAAAGGUUAAAGCAACAUAUGAUGUACCUAUUGUUACUGAUGUUCAUGAAUCUAUUCAGUGUGAAGCAGUUGGCCGGGUUGCAGAUAUAAUUCAGAUUCCUGCUUUCUUAUGUCGGCAGACCGACCUACUUGUCGCAGCUGCCAAGACUGGAAAAAUUAUCAACAUUAAGAAGGGCCAGUUUUGUGCUCCUUCAGUGAUGGAAAAUUCUGCUGAAAAAGUGAGAUUGGCUGGAAAUCAAAAUGUCAUGGUGUGUGAGAGAGGAACAAUGUUUGGCUAUAAUGACUUGAUUGUGGAUCCCCGGAACUUCGAGUGGAUGAGGGAGGCCAAUUGCCCUGUUGUGGCUGAUAUAACUCAUUCAUUACAACAGCCUGCAGGCAAAAAGCUGGAAGGUGGUGGUGUUGCCAGUGGCGGUCUUCGCGAAUUAAUUCCUUGUAUUGCCAGGACAGCUGUUGCUGUGGGAGUAGAUGGAAUUUUUAUGGAGGUGCACAAUGAUCCCCUGAAUGCUCCAGUUGACGGUCCAACACAGUGGCCUCUGCGCCAUCUGGAGGAACUACUAGAAGAGCUUGUCACGAUUGGUAGAGUUAGCAAGGGGAAGCAGCAAUUCAAAAUUGAUCUCACUCCAUUUCGUGAUUAGGACACAGUUUUGGCUAUCAAUAACUCCAUGCAGACGAUGUCUCCUCCAUUUCAUAGCAGUGGGCUUCCUUGUUUACUGCCUCGAAGACAUUACAGAGUGUACUCAUUACUGUACUGAACAGCAUCCUGCCAGUUCGCUAAGUAGACUCACGUGUAUUAAAUUUUCAUUGUUUAUUGUAAGCUUGAUCUAUGAUUAAUUCUUUGGUGAAGUUGUGACACUUCAAGUGCACUUAGAAGACUAUCUAUCAUUUCUAGGAAUGUAAUUUAUCCAUAUGUACCUCCGAUAACCAUGGAACGAUAAGUUUGUAUAUUAGAACGGUUGCAAUAAAAAAGUUAUCUUUGGACUUCCAAAUGA